Messenger RNA from Platichthys flesus (European flounder), 4053 nucleotides. It is a transcript of the gene rfwd3, whose product is annotated as ring finger and WD repeat domain 3. The coding region runs from base 223 to 2370 and encodes 715 amino acids. Gene Ontology annotation, molecular function: ubiquitin protein ligase activity; protein binding. Gene Ontology annotation, biological process: double-strand break repair via homologous recombination; interstrand cross-link repair; protein ubiquitination. Lineage: Eukaryota; Metazoa; Chordata; Actinopteri; Pleuronectiformes; Pleuronectidae. Gene Ontology annotation, cellular component: nucleus; site of double-strand break. The transcript is spliced from 13 exons. The record is from RefSeq and is a predicted model, not a curated record.
CUUUGGCGGUGACGCUCCGGAAGGAUGCGGCGGGCAGAGUGAAACCUGCGCCGCGAGAUUCGAGCCCUGUUCCCGCGGACUUUAUUGACACCGUUGCGUGAAGUGGAUGUCCACAACAAGCCCUCCACAACCAGAGUAGCUUGAUUUGGAGCCAUGGUGCCACCCGUCGUUGCAUUACCGAGCAGGAAUUGCGGCUCUUAAACCGUCACUUCUUCCAGGCAGAUGGAGGCUAUGGAGGUAGAUUCCCCUGUGGGGAUACAGGAAGGAGGCAGCAGACCAACACAGGCAGCUGUUGCAGGCCAGGCCGAGAAUGCCAACGCACCACUUGUCAUCUCAGACUCCGGCAGCAGUACCGAGGUGGAGGAGGAAGAACAUGAUAGCAAUGAGGGACAAGAGGCAGCUCGGCCAACUCCAAGGCUUCCCGCAACCUGGGCGUUUAGUCAGAGGGCGGUGAGCAGGACUGCAGCCACGCCAUCAGCAGCUCGGGGGGCACCCAUGCGGAGGAGAGUCAGGCAGGGCCUCAGAGUGCACUACCCCAGCCAGACGGCGGCACCUUCAAGAGGCUUCCCUGACUUUCUGCUCCGAGCGCCCACUGCCAGCGUGGCUGAGCUAGAGUCCGGCAGCACCACAGAGGUCAGCGAGUCGGAUGAAGAGGAUGGAGCAGUGGAAGCGGGGGGUGAAGAGGGUGCCUCUGCUGUUGUGUUACCUGUUGACCCCGCACCACCAACCAUUUCUCACCUCAACGCCUCCAUACAUCACCCGCAGCCACAGGAUGUCAGCUCAGCCAACACCAGUUCAGUUGCAGAAAAUGAGAGGACAGGAAAUAAACAUCAAGGCGUUAAGUUGGCUUCCGUUCUGUCAUCUCUGAGUGAGGAGACUGAAGGCGACAACUGCACCAUCUGCUUCGAGGCGUGGACGACGGCGGGCGAACACAGGCUGUCUGCUCUGCGCUGCGGUCAUCUCUUCGGCUACACCUGCAUCCAGCGCUGGCUGAAAGCUCAGGGUUCAGCCGCUAAAUGUCCACAGUGUAACAAGAAAGCGAAGCGUUCAGACAUCGUGUUGCUGUACGCUCCCAAGCUGAGAGCGCUGGACAACUCUGAGGAGGAGAGCUUAAAAAAGUCUCUGGAGCAGGAGCAGUCCCUUAGAAGGAAGGCUGAACUGGAGUCAGCUCAGUACAAACUCAAACUACAGGUCGUCACCAGCAAAUAUGGACAAGUAGAACAAGAGCUGCAGGAGCUAAGGUCUCUAAUGGCUCAGGCUGGUAGAAGCUCGGUUCCCUCUUCCUUCUCGGGGUCAGCCGUAUACCUCGGCCUCUCUCAGAGGCAAGAGGGCUCCAGGAAGGCCCAAUACAGCUUCUCCAAGGCAAUUUUAGUGUCUCAGGCUGGAGGUUGUAGGGUCCUGUCAUACUGUGAACCUCUGAGUUGCCUGCUUGCCUCGCAGCCUUCCCCACAAGCCACAUUGGUGCCUGGUUGUGGGGUAAAGAAGGUGAGUGUGGUGAACAUGAAGGCGAGUCAGUACGUCCCCAUCCACAGUAAACAGAUCAGAGGUUUGUCCUUCAAUAGGCAGAAUGACAGUCUGCUGCUGUCUGCUGCCCUGGACAACACCAUCAAACUGACCAGUCUGUUGACCAACACAGUGGUUCAGACCUAUAAUGCAGGCAAACCAGUGUGGAGCUGCUGCUGGUGUUUGGAUAACAGUAACUACAUCUAUGCUGGUCUGAGCAACGGCUCGGUGCUCGUCUACGACACCAGAGACACCACCACACACGUCCAGGAGCUACAGCCACUUCGCUCCAGGUGUCCAGUGGCAUCUCUGUGCUAUGUCCCGCGGGCAGCAUCCAGCUCGUUCCCCUGCGGUGGGUUGAUCGCAGGGUCUAUGGAGGGCGGGUGUUUCUGGGAGCAGGUCAGCGAGGUCACAUACAGACCCCAUGUCCUGCCGCUGGAGACAUCUGGCUGCACCGACAUCCAGGUAGAAACAGAGAGCCGUCACUGUUUGGUCACGUACAGGCCAGGACGUUCCAAUCCAUCUCUGCGCUGUGUCCUGAUGGCUCUGAACCGUACACCUCAGCAGGAAUCGAGUCAGCUGCCCAACUGCUCCUGCUGUCCUGUUCAGACGUUCGGCGCCGGCUCGUCCUGUAAACUGCUCACCAAGAACGCUGUCUUCAAGAGUCCAGAUGGAGUAGGAACACUGGUCUGUGCCGGUGACGAGGCCUCAAACUCUACCAUGGUGUGGGACGCCAGCAGCGGCUCUCUGCUCCAAAAGCUUCCAGCCGACCUGCCCGUGUUGGACAUCAGUCCAUUUGUAAUGAACGGGGAGCACUUCCUGGCCUCGCUGACGGAAAAGAUGCUGAAGCUCUACAGGUGGGAGUGAACCAGGAAACAAGGACCAGACACAGUCCCACGGCACAAGGACAGAAUCUGACUGUGCUGGAAAUCGAAUGCUGCUAACCCUUUGUCUGCUUGUUUACACAAAUCGAAAACAAACUGGUUUCUACAACUAUUGACCUUGACCCGAGACAGAACGCCUCUGUCAGGUGUGUAUAGACACACUGAGGUUCUGCUGAACUGUGAUCCCAUACAAAGGAAUAUGUUUGUUAUAUAUAUAUAUACAAGCCUGAGGUCGAGUUAUUAAUAUUCUGCGUGUGUGUUUCGACGUGUCUCUGUCCUGAGGUACUGCAGUUUCCCAGUUUCAACACUGGAGCUGAUAAAGGUGAAGAUGGUGAUUUUCUCUUGGUGUCUCUCAGGUGUGUCGGUGUUUUGGUUUGAUCAUUGUGAUACUUUGGUAUGAGCCCUGCAGCUAAAGCACCGACUACAACUACUAACCAUGUGUUUUUAUCUUUGUCUCUCCAUCCUUCAGCUUAACUGUUGUAUGUAUUUUUUUCUUACACGUCGACAACUUCUGCUCUGCUUAUUCUUAAGAAUUGUGUAACCCAUUACAGACAACAUCAAGUCUAUGGUUGCAACUUCUGCUUCUACUUUUAGAUAAUUUGCCUCUUACUAUUUCUGUGAACUGGUUACUGGAAUCGGCAGAAAUUUGGCAUUGUUUCCUCUUUCACUUAGUAAAUUGUUGUUUGUUGAUUUGAAAAGUCUACACAGCAUUACCACAGAACUGGAGCCUGACUAAUAUGUUGGCAGGACAUAUCGUCUGAUUUUUAACCACCAUCCUUCAUUUGUCGUGGACAAGAAAUGACAGUGUCAGUGUUUGUCCACCAGAGAGCGCUGAAGUUAGUUUCUAGACUGUUCCAUUCGCCACAUACAUUUAGACGUCUCUUUUAUUAUCAACUUUAAGUAUACAUUGUCCGGGCAAUACCUUACUGGUUGGCCCAUAUUUGCAGCUGUAUUGUCAUUGAGAUGGGUUACACAAAUAGAAGUCUGGAAAGGUAUAAAACCUGUCAGGACAGAACAGUAGCAUAGCUCGCAAAAGUUAGUUUAGUUUAUCCUUAUUUAGGCUAAAUUGUGCUAAACCAUGGGUGUGGUCCUCUAAUGGAGAUAUUAUAGUACCAUUACUUCUAGUUUACUGCUAAAGUGUGUCUUGCACAUUACUAAGGAUAAUUUACUUUGACUCUGUUGUCCCCUUUGAGAUUUCUUUCUCUCAUUUCAGAUGGCCAGUGGUGUCAGUUUGUUUGUGGUGUAAGCUUGAAAGGUAUAAGCCACAAGUAAAAAGUGUCUGUCAAACUGUUAAAUGCGUUGAGGUUUGAGCGCAGGGUGCAGAUCAGGAACUUGUGUCCUCAUUUUCAACACCUCUAUGUUUGCCCGUUAUCACAGUCAGCUCAUCACUGCAGUGCCUUCCUGUAGCUUCUCAACUGAACGUUCAGAUGUCAGAGGAUCCUUGAAUCCACCACAAACAGGAAGUUAGAAAGUGAUCUGGCUGACUGAUCCAUCAUCACACCUUCAUCCCGUCUUCUUGUCUCACUCCUUACUGAACCACAAUAUGAACACUGCCAUUUUUACUCUUCUUGGUUUUCAUUUCUUAAGAAUGUUGUAUAUAUGUAUAUUUUCUACAAACUGUUUGAGUUCAACUUCAAAGUCAAUAAAGAUGACAUGUUAUUUUUAA